Loa loa (African eye worm) is the source of this 1392-nucleotide messenger RNA. RefSeq lists its product as hypothetical. The transcript has 10 exons. Gene Ontology annotation, cellular component: membrane. Gene Ontology annotation, biological process: stabilization of membrane potential; potassium ion transmembrane transport. Lineage: Eukaryota; Metazoa; Nematoda; Chromadorea; Rhabditida; Onchocercidae. The coding region runs from base 28 to 1392 and encodes 454 amino acids. The record is from RefSeq and is a predicted model, not a curated record. Gene Ontology annotation, molecular function: potassium ion leak channel activity.
UUAAAGGUUAAUCAUGAUAAACAAGAAAUGGAACUAUCAAAGGAAGCGAAAGUUGAAAAAGCAACCGGUGGUCGAACAAUUUGGCGGAAUAUAAUUUGGCUUAUAAUACUUUUUGCAUAUUCCUUCAUUGGUGGCAUUAUUUUUAGCGCUAUUGAAGGUAGCAAUGAUAAAAAUGAAAUUCUGAUGAAGUACAGGCAUGAUAUGGAUUUGUAUGAAAAACACAAAAUGUAUCAAAUAAAAAUUUUCAAGAAAUUAUGGGAAAUUGAUAGAAAUGAAUUAUUAUCUGCGCAAAAUCAAAGUAUUAGCACAUUGGAGGCGGAAAAUUACAAAAUUAAACUUGCUCGUGAUGAAUUCAAUUGGUAUGAACAUAAAUUAGGAAUUGAAAUUAAACAACCAGUAAUGGAAGAUACGAAAUGGAAUAUUUGGGGUGGUGUUUAUUAUUCGGCCAGUUUGUAUACUACUAUUGGUUAUGGAAAUUUUCAUCCUGUAACACCCGCAGGUCGGAUAAUAUCGAUGAUUUAUGCAUUUUGUGGUAUACCAUUAGUUUUUACAAUCCUUUUGGAAUGGGGUUUUUUGUAUUAUACCUGGUUGGAUAUGUUUUGGAAAUGGUUUAAUGUAAAAUUAUGUUCAAAUGCAAUGAAGAAACAUCACAAAAAACGUCUUGAAAAAGAAAAAAGUCGUCGUGCCGGAAGUGAUUUAUCACUUAGAUUAACAUCACUUGGAUCAUUAACUCAAUUACCACAUACCCAUGAUGAUUUACAUCAAACUGAUCAUCAGAUGGAAAGUGGUAAAAAAAUAACACAAUUACCAAUUAAGCUUAGCGAAGUGGAAAAACAACGACUUGGUGAUGUUGUUACAGAAACACCAAACUAUAUUAUUUUCAACUUGGCUCUUACAAUGAUAGGUCUUUCUGUCGUUGGCUUAUGCGUUGCCAUUGUACAGGCAAAAAUUCGUUUAAUCUUUGAUCGGAUGAUUCGUUCAAUCGAUAGCCAAUAUCGAAUAAGACAGAUCGAUCCAGAUGUCGCCACAAUGACUGUAAUACCGGAUGAGAAAGAAGGCGUUAAAAGGCUCUGCGAAGCACAACCAAUACAAGAUCGUAUCAUUUACAUAGCAAUGGAUGAGCAUAAAAAGCAACUUCUUGAAGAUAGAUGGCGACAAAGAAGUUCUAUGGUAAACAGGAUAAUUCAAACAAGGCCAAAUCGUGCUGACAAAUGUAUCCAAACUGGCCAGAGAGUUGAUGAACAACCACCAAUACGACUGGAAAAACAAGACGAAUGGGAAAGUGGAAGCAGUACGUUAUCGGAGGAGGAUGUUAUUGAUUACGAUCCCAUCACUGGAAAACAAAUUGUACCACCGAACUCACGUCGAUAUAUUUAUACGGUUUUUGACUGA